Molecule: messenger RNA, 1592 nt
Organism: Medioppia subpectinata
Lineage: Eukaryota; Metazoa; Arthropoda; Arachnida; Sarcoptiformes; Oppiidae
Source: the annotation of a GenBank genome assembly
UUGUGGGCGCAAUUGUCGCCCGAUUUAUUGAAAAACUGAUGGCAACGUCGGGCACCGAUCCCUAUGAUAUACAUCUGGUGGGUCACAGUCUGGGCGCACAGAUCUGCGGCUUUACGGGCAAAAAUCUUCAAUUGAUAACGAAUGGGACGUUAAAAGUUGGACACAUCACUGGCUUAGAUCCGGCCGGACCUGGAUUUACGGGCAAAAGACUGGACCCGGAAGACGCCAAUCUGGUCACUGUUAUCCACACCAGCGCUGGUGUCACCAAGAACACUAAUCCGUUUUCGGGCGAAAACCCUCUGGAAUCGGUUCAGUUAUUUGGUUUUCUCGGCUGUAGUGAUUCAUUGGCUCACUUUGACUUCUGGCCAAACGGGGGCAGUGGUCAGCGCGGCUGCGAGAAGAUAUCGGCCGAGUUUCUUAAUGAGAUCGCGACCUCAGGAUUCAAUGCGUUGGCCCAAAAGGCCAAAUGUGAUCACUCGAGAGCCACAGAAUUGCCAACAUAUGAAUUAGAAGAGCGACAACCGGACAGUUGCCAAAUGAUUGGCUACCAGUGCGAGAGUUACGGCGAUUUUAGCGCCGGGAAGUGCGCCGAUUGUGGCCCCGAUAAUGAACUGUGCCGUCCGAUGGAGUUCUGGCCAGAAUAUUGGCCCAAACGUAUCGAUACGCCCACAACUUUAUUACUAAACGAGUUAUUUCUGUUGACUGCCUCAAAGGAUCCCUUUUGUCUUUUUCACUAUCAGAUUGUGAUACUGAUGGAGGAGACAUCAGUGGCCGGCACUUUCACCCUUAACCUCAAAACUGUUAAACCAAUUGUUGCUGAGAUUGAGAGCGAUUUGUUUGGCUUCAAGUCGGGCCAGAAUUAUACCUAUUUAUACACAGAUAGUCAGCAUUUGGGACAAAUAGCCGAAGUAAUGGUCAGUUUUGAAGAGAAUAUCGCCGGACAAUUCAAUCAUUUGGGACAAAUAGCCGAAGUAAUGGUCAGUUUUGAAGAGAAUAUCGCCGGACAAUUCCAUAAACAUCCCGAGCAUGCGAACAGCACAGAAAGUGCUAUUAGGGUUAAACAGGGAAUCGCUGGCGUCUACGAAACUGAAGAAUGUAAGAGUGACCACUGUUUCGAAGACGUCGGCUGUUUUAAUAGCCGACAAUUUUUGGACGAAAUCGACAAAUACGCGCAUUUCAUACGGAAAGCGGCAAAUCUGGUUCACUCGGACGCCUUCUCAAAGCUCAACAACGACUUCAUGAUAUGUCCGGCCGACCCGACCCACGCCGACGUCCACUUUCGACUCUAUACACCCAACGCAACACAGAAUGUGAUCCUUACGUACAAAGCGGACACUACUGUACUCAAGAACUCGGGCUUUGAUCCCGAACUGAAGACACUGUUUGUAGUGCACGGAUAUGUAGACAAGUAUAGGGGUUGCGAUGACUACCAGGAAUGUCAUUGGAUGGAAAGAAUCAAGAAUUAUUUCAUUUCACACGAUUAUAACGUGGUGGCAGUGGACUGGAGCAAAGUGGGCAGUUCACCCAACUACUUUAACUCGGCGUUUAAUACGCGAGUGAUUGGCGCUAUGAUCGCCACAUUCAUCCGACGU